Carcharodon carcharias (great white shark) is the source of this 2521-nucleotide messenger RNA. It is a transcript of the gene dctn5, whose product is annotated as dynactin 5. NCBI's taxonomy places the organism in Eukaryota, Metazoa, Chordata, Chondrichthyes, Lamniformes, Lamnidae. The record is from RefSeq and is a predicted model, not a curated record. The transcript is spliced from 7 exons. The coding region runs from base 100 to 648 and encodes 182 amino acids.
UUUUAUUCAGACAGUUCGGGUCGACGCCGGUGAAUUUGUCCCGGAAGUGCGCAUUGUGCUUCCGGAUGAGAAGGGCAGCGGUAGCCUCGAUAACGGAGGAUGGAGCUGUGCGAGAUCCUGUAUAACAAGGCGGAAUAUAUUGAGACGGCCUCUGGUAACAAAGUGAGCAGGCAGUCUGUGCUGUGUGGGAGCCAGAACAUAGUUCUCAAUGGGAAGACCAUUGUUAUGAACGAUUGUAUCAUCCGUGGAGACCUGGCGAAUGUAAGGGUUGGACGGCACUGUGUCAUCAAGAGCCGAAGUGUCAUACGCCCACCUUUCAAGAAAUUCAGCAAAGGGGUUGCCUUCUUCCCACUACACAUUGGAGACCAUGUGUUCAUUGAGGAAGACUGCGUGGUAAAUGCUGCACAGAUUGGAUCCUAUGUUCACAUAGGGAAGAACUGUGUUAUUGGUCGGAGAUGUGUUCUGAAAGAUUGCUGCAAAAUCCUGGACAACACUGUCCUGCCGCCAGAAACCGUGGUCCCGCCUUUCACCAUCUUCUCAGGUUGCCCAGGUCUUUUUGCUGGUGAGCUCCCAGAGUGUACACAGGAGCUUAUGAUGGAUGUCACAAAGAGCUACUACCAGAAGUUUCUGCCGCUGUCUCAGAUAUGAGAGAGCCUUUUCUCCAGAGCACCACAAGUACAGAAUCCAGUUAAUUGGGGAACUGAAAGUGAACGACUGGACAAACAGAAGACCUAGAUUCUGCCUGGGCACUCCCAAGUGAUGGAGAGGCUGUAAUGUAGGGAAACCCAGGUGCUCUAAAUUAUAUGUAUUCGUCUUUGGUCUGGUGAAGACUUGCUGCUCCUCUACACUCAGUGAUUCUCUGUAUGUCUGGGUAGUCUUCAUUUCACCAAUUUUAAAUCAUAAGCUGGCCCUGCAUAAAGCCAGAGAAAAUCCAGAGCCUGGGAACGUACCAUAUUUAUUCUAGAAAUUAUUUCUGUGGUGAAAUGUUAAAUCAUUGAGCAUCCUACACACAUUAACAGUUUUAAUCUGCUUAUAAAUUGGAAAAGAGCUUCGAUUGUGACUGAAUGUAAAGAUUAUAUGCUUUCUCUCUUAAGAAUUCAGUCAUUCUAGACUUAAUGUUUGUGUAAAAUGCCCUUCAGACUGUCUGCCACCUGCUAUUUGUACAAUUCAUACUGUUUAAUCCGCUUAACUACCAACACUAAUUGGGAUCCUUGUUGAUGCAAUGCAGGAUACAGCUCCCUAGGAGGCAAAAUUCUUGGAGGGUGUCAGUCAGCAGUGAAAUGUGCAGCAUUGUUUCAGUGCUUUGGCUGUUUCUUGGAUAUCGGUGAGAACUAGGGGGUGGGGCGGGGGGGUGUUGAUGGUGAGGGGUCUACCUUUCCAUCAAACCAGUGAUGAUCCUUAGUUACCAAAGUGUAUCCAGUUUAUAUGAAAGAACGUUUAAUUAAAGACCAAUUCUUCAACCAAGGCAUGGUGCCUGAUAAAAUGAUUGAAAGAGAAUUGACUUCACAGGGCAUCAAGACAGAUUUUUUAAGAAAAUUACAGCUUUUGAAGCUUCUGCAGUAAGCAUGCCAUGUGACAAAUUGAACCCAGGUCAUAGAUAACGUGCAGUUAUGGUCUUGCGUAGUUAUGUAGACUUGAAUGUCCAUAGUUAGAAGGAUUAGAAUCCAGAUUUUGGGGUCUUCAGACAAGCAAGUAGGGUUCAAAUUGGUGUUGGUUUGGGGCACUGGAGCUCUCUGGUUAUUUGGUUGCUCUUGGUCUUCCUUUGGCUAAUGGGUUUUGGGAAACUGGGUAGCUGCUUUGCUACCUCCUAAGGACACCCAUUUCAUUUGCUUGAACUGGUCAGUGUCCCAUCAGUUCACCUUCCCUGUGGUAGGCACCAGACAAUCUCAAAACUGAGGGUAGAUAUCAUCUCACUUCUUAGAGCAAGAGUUGAGUGGGACUUUGGGCAAUGGGACAAUAUAUAACCUUGAAUUGUCCAUCAAAUUUUUUUUUCUCCCUCUUUAUACCUCCUCUUUUGGGAUGGUUCUUGCUUGCCGCCAGUGCUUCUCAUUGAUAGCAAGUAAGUUAUCUAGGGCUAAGCACAUGGAUAAUGGGAGGUGAGAACUUGCAGUGUAACCCUUGGUGACUCAUUGUCAAGGUGCAACAGUAUCAGAAACACCCCAGAUUCAAUUGACAUUAGUAUUGCUUCAUGCCAUAUAUAUUGUGCAGUUUCACAUUGCCGUGCCCCAGCCAUGGUGCACAUUUUCUGAGCACAGCUCCAAUUUACUGCUGUUUCCAGCUGUUUGUACAGUGUACUCUGCCCCUCUCUUUAGAAGAACAACCAGAUUCUAUUCAUUUUUUUUGUGCCAGUUCUGUCCAGCACUGUUUCCAAACAGGUUCCCUCUGCAGUGCACUUUGCCUGCAACACUCCAAAGGGAACUGGAGGACACCAGAGCACCACUUGGAUCUGCUGUGUCUGUCACAUCUGUCAAAGAAUUAAUUAGAAAGCUUCAUAUGCAAAUGUAAUAAAUGUUCAUGGUUA